Messenger RNA from Striga asiatica, 5108 nucleotides. The record is from the annotation of a GenBank genome assembly. NCBI's taxonomy places the organism in Eukaryota, Viridiplantae, Streptophyta, Magnoliopsida, Lamiales, Orobanchaceae.
AUCGUGUCCUCCUCAAAACCCCCAAUCGGCCACCGUUCUCCAUCGCACUUUCGCAUUGCGCCGCAGUAUUCGCCGCAGAUCGAAAUUUCUGUCGCCCUCCGUUGCCUGGCCGUAUUAACCAGCGGCUCCGUCGCAUCCUUUUCACACCGCCUCUAUUUCUCCUCUGGUUGCCUCUUUUCCUGCUCUUCUGUUACUUUCGCUCUUCCCCACCACCGUGCAAACAUUCGCCGCCGCGCCAUACGCGGCGCCUUCCCGUGUGUUUUCUUUCUUUCCGUUUGUAACUCGUGCGGCGGUUCAAAACCCUAAUUUUGAUUGCGUCCCCCACUGGGCGAGCGCUAAAACCCCUCGUUCCCCUAUAUCCCUGCGUCGAUGGACCGUACUUCGAGAUUUCAGAACCCUCUGCCACUUACCAGCGGUGGCCUAGCCAAGCCUCCAUCUAUUCAGGGCGAUGGUGUCGGGAUGAAGCCGCUGCCGCCCCAAAUCCUCGAUCGAUUCCGAGCCAUGGUGAAGGAGAGAGAGGAAAAACUUAGGGUUUUUAAUGGUGGGGUCGUUUUGCCCUUGAGCACGGAUGAAAUUGUGCGAAUUUAUGAGAUUGUUUUGUCUGAGCUCACAAUUAAUUCGAAGCCUAUCAUCACUGAUCUCACCAUAAUAGCAGGAGAGCAGAGGGCGCAUGGCGAAGGUAUCGCUGAUGCUAUUUGUGCCCGGAUUAUUGAGGUUCCGGUUGAUCAAAAGCUGCCUUCUCUGUACCUUUUGGACAGCAUUGUGAAGAACAUAGGCAAGGAAUACAGUAAAUACUUUGCUUGCCGGCUACCUGAGGUUUUCGCUGAGGCCUAUGCACAAGUCCAUCCCAGUAUGCACCAGGCAAUGCGCCACUUAUUUGGUACAUGGUCUACAGUGUUCCCAUUGUCAGUACUUCAAAAGAUUGAGGCACAGUUGCAGUUGUCCCCUUCUGUAAAUGGUCAACCUUCCGUUUCGAGUUCUUCAAAGGCUUCUGGAUCUCCUCGACCGCCUCAUGGGAUACAUAUAAACCCAAAAUAUUUUGAAGCCCAAAAUCAGUAUGGACGUUCAACCGAAGAUACUUUUGGAACUGAAGGAGUGAGUUUAACUGGUCGUGACCUUACGACUUCCAGUCUUCAUGCUGUAAAAAAGUCCAUGCCUCCCAACACCAAACUCGUUAAAUCCUCUUCUCCUUUCAGAAUUGGGCAUGCCGGGUCUUUAUCGCCUUCAGUUGAAGACUUCAAUGCUGAUAAUUCCCCAAAAAGAACUUCCGAAUAUGGGCCAUACAAUGGAAUUCGACGAGAUGAGGAGUUGCGAAAGGGAGAUUGGCAGCCGGUCAACCACAGUCAAAAGCUCAGAACAUCCACCGCAUAUAACUACAGCAGUGGUCUUGACUUGCGUGGGCCUCGUGCUUUGAUCAGUGCAUAUGGUAUGGACGAGAGAGAGAAAAAGCCGAACCGUAACCAUGAUAAGCCCGAGCAGCUGGACAUGAAUGAUGCAGAGCACAGUGUUUCCUUAAGGCCGUGGCAAAAUACUGAAGAGGAAGAGUUUGACUGGGAAGAUGUAACCCCAGCUUUAGCCGAUCGGAGGCAAUCUAAUAAUGCUUAUUCAUCUCUAGCGUCUUCUGGGAAUUUGUCAACAAGACACGGGUUUAUGGCAAAUCAUGCUGCUCGUUUGGUGAGUGAUUAUGGAGGAAACAUUUCCAAGGCUCAAUCGGCUUCUACUACUAAUUCUUCUAUUCCUGAGGAUGUUUUGAGUAUAACUAACGGGCAUGACAAGGUUGCUGGAGUUUUGCAAAAUGUUGCCAUCCCUAAUGAUAUGGCAAGUCAGAUUACCCCUAAUUUUACUCGGGAGUCCUUGACUUUUCUGGCUCAGAGCCAUUUAAAUGCGAACGAAGUCCGUCUUCUACCAGAAACCAGAAGCUUUUCGACAGCUGGCCUGCAGAAGCCUUUCCCAAAUAUGGAUUUGACGUAUAAUCCCACCUACAGCUCAUCAGCUCCCGAAGUUCGAGUCGUCGAGUCAUCAGCUUUAACAAAACCUUGGAAUCCCUCAACUUCCCAAAAUUCACACAUUAUGCCCUCGCUUCCCUCUAUUCCCCCGCAUAUGCAAAUCCGAGGUCAAUUUGGCACACACAAUGCUUUUGCUGAUCAAAUUCGCACUGAUCAGCUUUUGGGUAACACCGGAAGCACAUCUCAAUUUCCUAAUUUCCGGCCAAUGCCAAUUCCCGUAAAUCUGCAGAACACUGCACGGCCGCCUCUAUUACAGCCAAACCCUUCACAGAAUUUAUCAUUGCCUUUAGUACCUAUGCCAUCAAGCACAAUGGCACGGCCUUAUGCUCAUGUAUACUUGGCACAGCCGCAAGGCCCUUCUAUUGGCAAUACUUCAUCCAAUUUAGUUCAAGGCACGCAGUCAUCCUUCCCAAUUCCUAAUAUGCCUUUUCAUGCACCUAGGGGCCCUUUUCAUAACACCAAUCAGUUUUUACCUGUCGGUCAAAAUGUUGGUCAAGUUGCUCCUACGCGUACAGGUGGAGGAACUCCGUUUUCAGGUCUAAUUAGCUCGUUAGUAGCCCAAGGUCUGAUAUCAUUGCCGAAACAGGACUCUGUUGGGGUGGAUUUCGAUCAAGACGCUCUCAAGAUCCGUCACGAGCCCACGAUAACCUCCCUUUACGGAGAUCUCCCGAGACAGUGCACCACCUGCGGCCUCCGUUUCCGAACUCAAGACGAGCAUCGCAAGCACAUGGACUGGCACGUCAGCAAGAACCGAACACUAAAGAACCGGAAGUCAAUGCCCUCUCCCAAAUGGUACGUGAGCGUUUCAUUGUGGCUGAGUGGGGCCGAGGCCCUGGGACCCGAACCAGGCCCUGGGUUUUUGCCAGUCGAGAAGGCCGUGGAGAAGGUGGAUCAAGAAGAGGUAGCUGUGCCGGCUGAGGAGGAUCAGAACGCGUGUGCGCUGUGUGGGGAGCCAUUUGAUGACUUUUAUAGUGAUGAGACGGAGGAGUGGAUGUAUAGAGGGGCCAUUUAUUUGUAUGGGCCUUCAAGUGGGCCUUUGGUGGGGAUGGACAGGUCGCAGCUGGGCCCUAUAGUGCACGCGAAGUGCAGGUCCGACUCGCAUGAGCGUUUUUCUGAGGAUGUUAAGGAUGAGGGGAAUCUGCAGGAAGCUGCAAUCAAACUAUGUACGUGCAGAAAGCUUCUUGAUCCAGUCGAAAAAUUGCAUCCAUCAUUGGACAUGGCUCCGACUGCGGCUGCAACUAUGGCUGCGCGAGAAGACGACCGAUUGAAGUCGAAAACGGCUCCGACUGGCUGCGCGAGAAGACGACCGGUUGAACUCGGAAAUGGCUCCGAUUGGCUGUGCGAAAUGCCGAUGACCGACGAGCGGUUGUAUCUGCCUUUUGACUUGACGGAAUCAGCGCCCUCUAUCUUGACUGGCUGGCCACCCGAGCGGUUCAGUGUGCAAAAACCCUUGAUUGAAUUGGACAAUCGGAGGCGCGGCGAUUGGAGUGGCGGGGGAGGGAGAAAGAUCAAAGAUGCGAGGACGAUGUGGAAGGAGAUUAGAGAGAGAGAGUUCGGAAAAUUGCGCCCUAAUUUGUUCAGCACUCGCGUUUCCAAAUCUAGGGUUUCUUCAAUCCAGCUCUCGAAUUACAAGGAAAUCGUCUCUGCUCACCGCGGCUCAAUCAACUCCCUUCAGGUCCUUUUCGAGUUGCUUCUAGCUUUCAGUUUCCCGAUUAAUAUUUUUCAGGGUUUUUCCCCCUCUCGGAUGGAAAGGAGGUUUCACUUGGAAAAAUGUUGUUUUCUGUUGAUAAUGGGUGUCACGUUCUUUUGUUGGACGAGGAUGCAAGGAAAAGUGAUUGUUGAUGCCUAUCAGGUUGAUUUGACAGAGGGACGUUAUCUACUGGCUGGUGCAUCAGAUGCAACGGCUGCUGUGUAUGAUAUUCAGCGCGCAACAAGUUACGAGGGCCGUGGGCUAAUAGCUAAACAUAAUUCUUUAUUUAACAUCAACAAGCAACAUGAGCAUGGCCAUAAAUACGCCAUAUCCUCAGCCAUCUGGUAUCCGAUUGACACAGGGUUGUUCGUCACUGGUUCAUAUGAUCAUCAUAUAAAUGUUUGGGAUACAAAUACUACACAAGUUGUAAUGAACUUUAAAAUGCCUGGGAAGGUUUAUCGAACUGCCAUGUCUUCAAUAGCAAGAACUCACAUGUUAAUUGCUGCUGGGACUGAAGAUGUCCAAGUUCGAUUGUGCGAUAUUGCCUCUGGUGCAUUUGCUCACACUUUGUCUGGCCAUCGUGAUGGGGUAAUGUCAAUAGAAUGGUCUACUUCGAGUGAGUGGGUUUUGGCAACUGGAGGAUGUGAUGGUGCUAUACGAUUUUGGGACAUUAGACGGGCUGGAUGUUUUCGUGUCUUAGAUCAAUCUCAUUCUCAGUUUGGGAGGCGCCCCCCUGUCCUUUUGCGCCCAACCGCAAAUAAGAAAUCUUCGGCCAGCUCAAGCUCCUCUGUAAAAGUCCGUGUCCCUCAAAGAAAAUUAGCUAAUGGAAACUCUUCAAAAUCCCAUGGUAUUGGUAAGAUUUCUAGUCAAGUAAAGCUUGCAAAACAGAGAUCGCAUCCUGGGAUGUUGUCAAGUCAUGAUCGUGCGACUGGGCAUUAUGGUGUUGUUACUGGACUUAAAAUGACUGAAGAUGGCAUGUAUCUUUUAAGUUCAGGUUCUGAUUCAAGGUUGAGAUUAUGGGACAUUGAAUCUGGGUGCAACACACUUGUAAACUUUGAAACUACUCGUCUGCAGCAGAGCAAACAAAUUCAGAUGGCCGUAUCCCAGGAUUCAACUAUUGCUUUCGUACCAUGCAUGAACACACUGAAAGCCUUUGAUAUUUGGUCCGGUCAAACAAAGUGGACUUUUCGUGGUCAUUAUGAAAAUGUCAACUGCUGUUGGUACAAUGCUCUGGAUCAGGACUUGUACACCGGUGGUAAUGAUCGGCAGAUUCUUGUGUGGUCCCCGUCCAAAUUCAUUUCUGAAGAAGACGAGUACAAAACUGAGCAGGAUGGAUCAGUUGACCAGGAUAAUUGGAGUGAUUAAUAAUGAGGUUUAUUUACUUGGACCUGCUUUUNCAUUGUUCUACUUGU